Molecule: messenger RNA, 2478 nt
Organism: Ziziphus jujuba (common jujube)
Lineage: Eukaryota; Viridiplantae; Streptophyta; Magnoliopsida; Rosales; Rhamnaceae
Product: cytochrome P450 CYP82D47-like
Exons: 2
Coding region: 740-2338 (532 amino acids)
Biological process (GO): defense response to other organism
Molecular function (GO): monooxygenase activity; heme binding; iron ion binding
Source: RefSeq, a predicted model, not a curated record
AAUUUUGAGAUGCUCUUUUUUAGUAGCCAGGAGGGCAAGGGAAAAGAAGAUGAGAGAGUAAAUUUUUUACCAGGAUGUGACUAUGACAUAUUCUUGUCUUUUGUACGGGACAAUGACAAUGAUUUUUUUUUUUUUUGGGGCUGAAAUUAUGGCAUCGAUAUUUAUUUUCAUACUUGAUGUGGAUGUUUUAUCUCAGUAAUGUUUAUUUCGUCUUUAUGUUUGCUUUUGUUCAUUUAAAUUUCUACUUCAUGUUUAUCUUCUCAAUUUUUAAUAUCAUAUUUUGUGUGCAAGACGUAUGUCCUUCAAACUUUCCUCUAAAGAGAAGAAUAAAAUAAUAUAAGUGCAAUUAGUUAUAGGUUGAAAUAGUCACUAUGUUGCAGGUCAAAAAAAUGCAACUAACUUGUCGUGUCGUGCGACGAUUUUAAGUCCCAUUUAAUUAUUAAUGGGGCGUUUUAACUUCAUUGGAUGAGGGAAGUCAAACAAUGUGAGAUUUCCAUAGAUUUUGCUAUGUCUCUCAACCAUUGGUGAAUAUGUAAAAAAAAGUAUAAUUUCCAGCUUUUGAACAGUCAAGUUUUUAAAUAAUAUAAAAUGUAUGAAAGAUUUUUUAAUUGCCUAUGCUUAGAAGUUAUAUGCGCAAAAUGUCCAAAAGUCAUCAGCACUUAUCGUGGAACCAAAUAAAACCAGCAUUAUAUUUAACUUCUUCUUACAGCUGAAGAUACACAUAAUAAUAAUCUACUUGAUGCAAAUUUCUCCACCAGUUUUCAUGGACUCUCUUCCCGAUCUCCUAUUAACUGUGAUCUGUAGCCUCUUUCCCUUACUCCUCUGUUUCAUUUUCUAUCACCGAAACAAACCGGCCAGGAAAUGCACUGUCCCUCAAGCUGGUGGUGCUUGGCCGGUUAUUGGUCAUCUCCAUCUCUUUGGUGGUCAGCAACUGACCCACAAAACAUUAGGAGCUAUGGCAGACAGAUAUGGACCAGUUUUCACUCUCAGGCUGGGUUCACAUAGAGUUUUGGUUUUGAAUAGUUGGGAAAUGGCUAGAGAGUGUUUUACUGUUCAUGAUAGGGCCUUUUCCACCAGACCAAGUGUCGCUGCCUCAAAGUUGCUUGGCUAUGACUAUGCUAUGUUUGGAUUUGCUCCUUAUGGAUCAUACUGGCGUGAGAUGCGAAAGAUAGCUACAAUUGAACUUUUAUCAAACCAUAGACUUGAUAUGCUCAAGCACAUUCGAGAAUCAGAGGUGCAAAUUAUGAUCAAAGAACUAUACAAGUUAUGGACCAGCAAAGGCAGUGCAGGAGGUGGAGUUUUGGUGGAUAUGAAGCAAUGGUUUGGGGACUUGACACAUAAUAUUGCUUUAAGAAUUGUGGGAGGGAAGAGAUAUUUUGGAGUUAAUGCUGAUUUUGAGGAAGAAGAAGCGAGACGAUGUAGACAAGUGAUGAGGGAUUUUGUUUUUCUGUUUGGGGUGUUCGUGUUGUCUGAUGCUAUACCUUCUCUUGGUUGGUUAGAUAUUAAUGGAUAUGAGAAAGCAAUGAAGAAAACUGCAAAAGAAUUGGACAUCUUGAUAGGAGGGUGGCUGGAGGAGCAUAAGCAAAAGAGAUUAAUGGGUGGGAAAAGAAGAAAAGAGCAGGAUUUCAUGGAUGUGAUGCUGAAUAUCCUGGAUGAUUCCCAAUUUUCCGGUUAUGAUGCAGAUACUAUAAAUAAGGCUACUUGUCUGAACCUUGUAUUGGCAGGAAGUGACACUACCAUGGUUUCUCUAACUUGGGCUCUGUCUUUACUACUCAACAAUCCCCAAGAGCUGAAGAAGGCACAAGAUGAGCUUGACAUCGUCGUUGGAAAAGACAGACAUGUGAAAGAAUCAGAUAUCCCAAAUUUAAUCUACCUCCAAGCUAUCGUCAAAGAAACACUACGUCUCUACCCACCAAGUCCUAUAAUUGGUCUUCGAGCUGCUAUGGAAGACUGCACCCUCUCCUCUGGGUACUUUAUUCCUACUGGGACACGCUUGAUGGUCAAUGCCUGGAAAAUUCACCGUGAUCAGCGUGUGUGGCCUAAUCCUCACAAGUUUGAACCAGCGAGAUUUUUGACAAUAAAUAAGGACAUAGAUAUGAAGGGUAAGAAUUAUGAGUUCAUUCCAUUUAGCUCAGGGAGGAGAUCAUGUCCAGGGUCAUCACUAGCCCUCCAGGUAGUACAUUUGGCUCUGGCUAGCUUCUUGCACAGUUUUGAAGUUACUAAACCAUCCAAUGAAGAUGUGGACAUGACUGAAAGCAAUGGCUUGACCAAUUUGCGAGCAAACCCACUUGAUGUUUUUCUUUAUCCACAUCUUAAUUCUAAUCUUUAUGAACUGUAAUUUCAUGAAAUUAUGUAGGAUAGAGGGUUUGAGAUUAAAAUGAUGUCAAGGCAGGCAUGCUGCUUCUGCUUGCAGCAUCUUCCUAGUUCAUUUCUCCAAAAACAUUGCAUCAAUUUAAAGCCUGAUUUAACUUUUCACAA